AUGUCGGGAAAAAUGACACUUUACAAGCUGGUGGUGCUCGGAGACGGUGGUGUAGGGAAAACGGCUCUCACUAUCCAGUUGUGCUUGAAUCACUUUGUUGAAACCUACGAUCCGACCAUCGAAGAUUCCUACCGAAAACAAGUGGUCAUUGACCAGCAAUCAUGCAUGUUGGAGGUGUUGGACACCGCCGGCCAGGAAGAGUACACAGCACUGAGGGAUCAGUGGAUUCGCGACGGAGAGGGAUUCGUACUUGUCUACAGCAUCACUUCGCGAGCUUCCUUUUCCCGCAUACAGAAGUUCUAUAAUCAGAUCAAGAUGGUGAAAGAAUCAGCCAACUCCGGAUCGCCCUCAGGUGCUAGCUACUUGGGCUCGCCCAUACACACCCCUUCUGGCCCUUCGCUCCCUGUGCCUGUCAUGUUGGUCGGCAACAAGAGCGACAAGGCUGUCGAGCGCGCAGUUUCAGCACAGGAAGGACAGGCUCUCGCCAAAGACCUCGGGUGCGAAUUUGUCGAAGCCUCCGCCAAAAAUUGCAUCAAUGUGGAAAAGGCAUUCUACGACGUCGUGCGCAUGCUCCGUCAGCAACGUCAGCAGCAGGGCCGCUCGCAAGACCGGCGGCCGACAGGAGGAGCCCGUGAUCCUGGCCCCGAAUAUCCUCGGUCAUUCCGACCCGACCGCAAUGGCAGUCAUCGACGUCCUUUCAAGUGCACAAUCCUAUGA
This is a messenger RNA of Aspergillus fijiensis CBS 313.89, 717 nucleotides long. RefSeq names its product Ras small monomeric GTPase RasB (gene rasB). Gene Ontology annotation, biological process: signal transduction. Lineage: Eukaryota; Fungi; Ascomycota; Eurotiomycetes; Eurotiales; Aspergillaceae. Gene Ontology annotation, molecular function: GTPase activity; GDP binding; GTP binding. The record is from RefSeq and is a predicted model, not a curated record. Gene Ontology annotation, cellular component: plasma membrane. Bases 1 to 717 code for a protein of 238 amino acids. The transcript is spliced from 2 exons.